CUCCCGCUUCCCACGUGACGCGACGCCGCUGCCGCCAUGUUGAGUGAGGGCAAUGAGGCCUCCUCCGUAACUUGAGUGCGGGGAUGCCAAGGAGAAGGAAGACCGCGGAGGGCCCUGACUCUCGAGGUCAGGAUGGAGAGGAAGAGGAGGAAGAGAAGAGGCGUGCAGCCAGCGCCAAGAAGAAGCGCAGCUUUGUGGAUGCCUUUAUUGUUAUCUCUGACAGCGAUGGAGAGCAGGAGUCAAAAGAAGACAGCGGAUUGCAAACGAAAAGAGCAAAACAGCAGCUGGAUAGAACGAAGUUUGCUGCUAAAAGAAAAAUUGCACAGAUGACUGAAGAGGAACAGUUUGCACUGGCCCUGAAAAUGAGUGAGCAAGAAGCCAGACAAGUGAACUGUCAGGAAGAGGAGGAAGAGGAACUCUUGAGGAAGGCCAUUGCUGAGAGCCUAAAUAGCUGUCAGCCCUUGGAUUCCUCCAGUGCAACCCCGCAGUUGUCUGUGGAAGUGCUGGACGCACAAGGCCAAAGCCACCCCGCUGAGCAAGAGGGCUGUGGGAUCCUGGGAGGCCUGGCGCCUUGCCCUGACACCCCUCGCUCCAAGGGCAGCUCCCACUCACAGAGCAGCAGAGCUGAUGGGAGUGGACAGAUGGAUGUUGCCCGGAGCCCCCUGGUAGUGUUGAGGAGGUUAAGCCAGGAAAUCGUUGAAAGCUCACUAGUAUCCAGCAUAAUCGUGUCUCCGGGGAAGAGCCAGCCUCUGACAAGGUCAAGUGAAAAGUCUUCCUCGCCACCUAAGAAUGAUUCUAGUAACAUGUUACCCAGCACCCUGAGAGAGGACCUCAUCUCUCUGAGUCCCACCUUUGGCAGGGUUCCUUCAGGUUCCUGGCGGCUGACACCUCGCAGACUGUUCACAGGCUCCUCCGGCCCUUCCAAAGCAGCAGACCACGAACCACAAGAGCAGCCCCUGCCCAGCUCUGGCCAUUCUGCGGGAGAAGCCAGUGCUGGGAGCUCAGCCCAGCUCUUGAAGAGCUGUACCACAGAGCAGGGUGGCAGCCCCAGGAUGAGUGGUUCUGGGGCAGGUACUAAGCACACUCAAAAAUCCAGGCGUGCUGCCACGGUCUGUGUUACCACAGAGCAAGCAGAGCAAAACGAGGUGUCCGACUCUUCUGAGCUUUGCAUGCUGAACGUGGCAGAGGAGAAGCACAAGGAGGAGGUGAGAGACACGGUGCACUAUUACUGGGGAAUCCCAUUCUGCCCCAAAGGAGUGGACCCCAACCAGUACACCAGUGUCAUCUUGUGUCAGCUGGAGGUUUACCAGAAAAGCUUGAAGCAGGCUCAGAGGCAGCUAUUGCAUAAGAAGGAGUUCGGUAACCCAAUUGUGCCCAGUUCGUCCUUAAGCCAAAGUGAGCUCGAGAAAGGAGAGCAGAUAAGCAGAGAGAAUGGGGUUGCUGAUGGCACAGAAGAUGGAGAUCCAGGCACUCAGAAGGAGUGUGAGAGCAUCACCUGGCUCCUCCCUUCAAAGAAGAGGGAGGCAGAAAGUCCGGGGCACGAUGUGGAAGAGGAGAAGAACUCUACUUGUGAUGAUGAACCAACCACGAGCUACUGCCAGGCCUCCCAGGUGCCGUCCACAGAGGGUGUGCGUGGAGAUGGGGAGCCCAUGCAAACUGCACAGAGCAUCUGCACGUUGACCCCGCUUGGCAGUAAGAGGAGCCCAGACAUUGCCAGAGAAAACUCUGCAGAAGAAGAGAUCUCUGUUUGCCCAGAGACCCAGCCGAGUCCAUCGGAAAGCAUUGAGCCGGAGAGGGAAGAGCUUCCCUCGGUCAGCAAAGAUGCACCCAUGCAGGCUGGUGGAGAUGGCAGUGCUCUCUCUGAGGGCAGCGACACGGCUGCUGACCACGUUCCAUGCCCACUGUGUGACCAAGGCUUCCCUGCUGCGGAGAUCGAGCUGCACGCCAUGUACUGCAAUGGCAUCGUGGGAGAGGAUGCUGCCACGGACAGCCCAGUGCUCACGCGGGGUCGGAGAGAGUCACAGAGUAAAGCUGCAGGUGGUGAAAGCAGCCAGACGCCCUCAGGUUCUGACAAGUGUGAGAAGUGCUACCUCUGUAAGUCACUGGUGCCACUGCUGCAAUAUCAGAGGCACGUGGACAGCUGCCUCCAGGCUGCUAGGCAAGCUCAGGGAACCAGGAGGCUGCGAAGCACCAAGGUUGUGGCAAGGCACAAGAGGGGACUCCUCAGCGUGCUGGAGCUCUCGGAGAGCAAGUCUGCAGGUGCCGACACGGGGACCCACAUCCCUGGAAUAGACGACCAGCGGAACCCCAGCGCGCUGCCACACGGCGCCGAGGAUGAGGAGAAGGCCGAGCACAGCGCGUGCUCCCUGCUGCCCCCCGCUCCUGACUCCCCCCCCCCGGGCAGCCCGCCGCCCGCCCCCCCCGCCCGUGCCGGCCGCCGCAGGAAGCGCAAGUUCUGAGCUCGGCCCUCCUCCCCUCUUUUCUACGUUUUGUACGACCGGCGCAGGAGCGCCGGGGAGGAGGGACUGCGUGUUUUAUAGGUGCCGGUGCCGCCGCGCUCUCUG
Centrocercus urophasianus (Greater sage-grouse) is the source of this 2564-nucleotide messenger RNA. RefSeq names its product ubiquitin interaction motif containing 1 (gene UIMC1). Gene Ontology annotation, biological process: double-strand break repair; positive regulation of DNA repair. NCBI's taxonomy places the organism in Eukaryota, Metazoa, Chordata, Aves, Galliformes, Phasianidae. Gene Ontology annotation, molecular function: K63-linked polyubiquitin modification-dependent protein binding; histone binding. The record is from RefSeq and is a predicted model, not a curated record. Gene Ontology annotation, cellular component: BRCA1-A complex.